Messenger RNA from Symbiodinium sp. CCMP2456, 972 nucleotides. The record is from the annotation of a GenBank genome assembly. Lineage: Eukaryota; Dinophyceae; Suessiales; Symbiodiniaceae.
GUUCAGGUUGAGGAGCUCGCGGAGACCGUGCGCGCGUCUGCGCUAAGUGACCUCCGGCCGCUGGCGAAGCGGCCGGAGAACGUCGGAUCCUCUAAGCUGUUUUCCUUGCACGAAUACACCCUGCAGCACACCUUCGGCUUCCUUGCCCUCCCGGACAUCGGCAACUCCUUGGCAUCGGUUUGCCGGUUCCUCCACUGGCUCCGGGGCGACUGGCCGCCCUGGCAGCGCUUCGCCAAGGCGCUGCGGAAGCCGAGGAUUCGUCUUUCGCAGCUGCCGUCGCUGCAGUCUCUUUGCCUCCAGGAGCUCGGGGACUUGGCAGAGGCUCUCCAAAGAGCUUCGAAGAGUUUCAAAGGAACCAACCUGAUCCCCCCGGAUCCCCACACCUUCAGCUACAGCGAGCUCCCAUUGCCUCGUGUGGUUUGGUCCCUGCACAGCGAAGGCUACUCCAAGUGGCGGAGGGUCUGCUCCUCGCUGGUGGAUGCAGAGUUUGCUAUACUUCCUCCGUGGGAUCGAGCUCCAAGACGGAGCUUUCUCCCGCGAAAGGUUCAGUUGCACCUUGGCGUGAGCCUUUACCUGCCACCAGAACAUGUCGGUGCAGAGGACUCUUUUCCUCUGCUGUGCAUGAAAAUGGCACUGGCAGAGCCCCAGCGCUUCGAAGCCGUGGCCGAGCGUCACCCGCAACAGCCUCCAUGCCUAGCAGCGAAGUGCGACGCGCUGCUUUUGAGGCUCCCGAGCCUGGGUCGCGAAGCCACGCUGGAGGAAUGGAGCUGCAAAGAGUUCUGCUUCGGCCAGGAAGGCUACCGCCACUCUGGCCAUGGAGACCUGGAAGGUUACAGGCACGAGAUCACGGCUCGUGGGAAGAAGCGAUGGCGCCCUCCGGAGCUUUGCUUCGCACGUGCCGGCGAGGAGCGUUCCUCGGCAAGCCUCCACCUGUUUCUCCGAAGUCGGCGUUGCCUUGGGCUGCUCGAGUGA